Fraxinus pennsylvanica is the source of this 414-nucleotide messenger RNA. NCBI's taxonomy places the organism in Eukaryota, Viridiplantae, Streptophyta, Magnoliopsida, Lamiales, Oleaceae. The record is from the annotation of a GenBank genome assembly.
AUGGCUACGGAUGUGGUGGUGGUGGUGCAACACGCAGCGAUGAAUGGUGGUUGCUGCAAAAAGGGGCCGGGAUAUGCUCUUCCGCUUGAAGCCAUGGCUGACCUAAGGGAAUCUCUUAUUUAUGUCACCUAUGUUUACACAGGAAAUUUUAUUAGCAAGAAAAGAAACCAUGAACCAAUGAAAAUAGAAGAAGCAGCAGCACUUCCUCUCUUGAUGCUAUCUCAGGACAAUAGGAGUUGGCACACUGGUCCAACCACCGGUGCCGUCAUCGAACUCAUAGAAGACAUACUAAAUCCCCCAUCCACCUUUGUUACUACCACUAGUGAAAGAACAGGCGCUUUAGCCUCAGCCGGCGAUGACAAGAAAUCAAUGGAACCCUUCUAUCCUAUUGUUAUUACUUCUCCGUUGGACUAG